AUGCACACGAGGGAGCAGCAGAAGAAGCCUUUUGAGAGCGAAUCCUCAACGAGGCCAUCCAACUUCAAACAAAAUCUACUCGUUCCCAACAACAUGGACAGACAAAUCACGUGGGCUGAGAUCUUGGAUGAAUAUGAGGCCCGGGAGUCGGCGUGCCAGUCGACCACGUGGGGGGACGUUAUGGAUAAGGUGGACCCUUUCCCAGGCCAAAGUUACAAGAAUCGCUCCCCAAAGAGGAUAAUUGGGGAGUUGAAGGACGUCAGCGGGAUGAAGCAUCUCCAGGAAAAGAACCUUAGCAAAGAAAGAUGCACCAUGGAAGAGGAGCGCCUCUUUGAGGUGCAGCGCAUUGCCAGGGCGAAGUGCCGCACAGAUGAGAAGUACUUCCGAGACUAUCUCCUCAAGAAGCGCCUCAUUCAAGUGAAGUACUUCAUUGAUGAGAAGCAUCAUCUCGAGAUGAUGUGUCCUGAGGAGAAGAAUCUGGAGGAGGAGGAGAAGUGUCUCGCCAACGUGAAACGCGUCGAGGAGGAGAAGCGCCUUGAGCAGGAGCAGCGCCUUGCCAGCAUUGCAACCAUCACCACCACCGGCCCGAUUGCUCCAAGCUUUGGAGAAGAGGGCUUCCAAGCAGAGAAGAUGGAUAAGAAGACAGAGGUGGAACAGGAAGAGGAGAAGGUGGAGGAAGAGGUUGAGGAGGAACAGGAGGAGGGAAUGGAGAAGACAGAGAAUGGAGAGAAGAUGGCAGUUGGAAUAAACAUGUUCGUGUGGGUGGAUGAGCCAUCCAACUUCAAACAAAAUCUACUCGUUCCCAACAACAUGGACAGACAAAUCACGUGGGCUGAGAUCUUGGAUGAAUAUGAGGCCCGGGAGUCGGCGUGCCAGUCGACCACGUGGGGGGACGUUAUGGAUAAGGUGGACCCUUUCCCAGGCCAAAGUUACAAGAAUCGCUCCCCAAAGAGGAUAAUUGGGGAGUUGAAGGACGUCAGCGGGAUGAAGCAUCUCCAGGAAAAGAACCUUAGCAAAGAAAGAUGCACCAUGGAAGAGGAGCGCCUCUUUGAGGUGCAGCGCAUUGCCAGGGCGAAGUGCCGCACAGAUGAGAAGUACUUCCGAGACUAUCUCCUCAAGAAGCGCCUCAUUCAAGUGAAGUACUUCAUUGAUGAGAAGCAUCAUCUCGAGAUGAUGUGUCCUGAGGAGAAGAAUCUGGAGGAGGAGGAGAAGUGUCUCGCCAACGUGAAACGCGUCGAGGAGGAGAAGCGCCUUGAGCAGGAGCAGCGCCUUGCCAGCAUUGCAACCAUCACCACCACCGGCCCGAUUGCUCCAAGCUUUGGAGAAGAGGGCUUCCAAGCAGAGAAGAUGGAUAAGAAGACAGAGGUGGAACAGGAAGAGGAGAAGGUGGAGGAAGAGGUUGAGGAGGAACAGGAGGAGGGAAUGGAGAAGACAGAGAAUGGAGAGAAGAUG
Molecule: messenger RNA, 1452 nt
Organism: Lethenteron reissneri (Far Eastern brook lamprey)
Lineage: Eukaryota; Metazoa; Chordata; Hyperoartia; Petromyzontiformes; Petromyzontidae
Product: golgin subfamily A member 6-like protein 22
Source: RefSeq, a predicted model, not a curated record